CUUUGCGUUAGAAACUGAAGAAUAAACCAAAGUAACUCACAGAACAAUGUGACUUUCCGUGCAUCUCGUGUGUGCAGUGGUUCAGGUUAACUGGAGUUAUAUGCAGGAAUAACAGUGUGUGUUUGGAUGGGAGCACAGCAGGAAUGAAGAUGAUGUGGCGCUACUCUGAUGCUAGACGCAUAUAAACGGAGCUGUUUGUGAUGGCUUCAAGACUGUGGAUAAAACUCACACUGAAACGCUGUUCCAUGGUGGCCUUCCUGUCUGUCUUCACUCUGUCAGUGGUGAUGAUAUACACCCUUCCUCCCUUCCCAUCUGACUUGAGUGAAAUGCACCUACUGGGCCCCCGCAAUAACAAACCCAGCAAAAUGGUGGGGAGGCAUUCUCUGAGACCCGUACCAUUACACAGAAGAACAAGGAGUGACCCUGAAAUGAAGGAUUCCACCAAACGUCUCCUGAUGGUCAACCAUCAGCAACUAUCAUUUUCAGUGGAAGAAAUUGUUUAUCUAUCAGCCAAAAAGCCUCUGAGGUUACGCAAGCAUCAAAGACUGUCACAUGACAUAAACAAACAUUCAUUUAGUGCCAAAAGAGGGCAAGCCGUUGAUGCAGUCAACAGUGGAGAGCCAACCAUCCAUCUUCUCCGCUCCAGACAUAACCCAUCAUUGCCUCAGUCUGCCAGUAUGCAAAGCCUCCACCCAAAAAACACGACACGCAGGCACAAAUGCGCACCAGAUGGGGCCAAAGCGAAGAAGCUCGGGGGGAAUUUCACUCACAAACAGCAGGUGCUAAAACUGAAACAGGCGCCUGAAAAGAAAAGGACUCAUGAAAGACUAUCAGAACCUCAUUCUGGAGCGGGAAAUAAGGGUGGGGCCAGCAUGAGAGAGUCAACUGAAUGGUGUGAGACCGUACCCGAUGAGUCUGCCGUUGAAGACUGGAACCAGACCAAAACUGAGUCUCUGCCCUGGCUCAGUGAGGACGAUGUGAAAAAGAUGAGGCUUCUCUCCAGUGGCGCCGUGAUGAGUAAAGAUAGACUUUCAGGCCACGGACAAGUGCUUCGGGUUGGAUUAAAUGACACAAAUGACAUCUUUGCUCCCGCUGGGGCCGAUCAUAUCAAACGCUGCCAGACAGGAAGCUGUGCUCUCAUCAAACGCCCCAGUGACUGGUUUGAAGUGUUUGCCUUUCACCUGGACAGAGUUCUGGGGCUCAAUCGGAGCUUGCCCGCAGUUUUGAGGACAUUUCAUAGUGAUAUUCUACCGUACAGGUACACCAAUGGGUCUCCCAGACCUGUGCUGUGGUGGGAUCCCAACAUCCAGCAUAUGCCUGAUGCUGAAAAUGACCAGAAUUCAUUCGCACUCACCUGGCCACAAUAUCAGACUUUACUGCAGAGCAGAUGUGGCUCUCAGGUGCCUUUAAAUUUCACAAACUGUGUGGGAGUGCAUAACUCAGAAUGGGGACGACUGGCAUUGUUUGACUUCCUCUUGCAGGUAAAUGACAGACUGGACCGGUACUGUUGUGGAUUCAAACCAGAUCCCUCAGAGCUGUGUGUGGAAAACCUUCUGCAUGUCAAAUGUGGAAACCCAAAGGACUUAAACCUGGUGCACAUCCUGGUUCGUAAAACAGAUCCAUCCAGACUGGUCUUUAUUGACAAUGCAGGCAGACCUUAUCAAGCGCAAGACAACCUUAACUUCAGACUGGUUGAAGGUGUUGAUGAGUUUCCAGAGCGAGCCGUUUCUGUUCUGCUGUCAGGAUGUCUAGAAAAGAUGCUCCUACAGUCUCUGUCUUUGGAUCGGGAAUUCUGGGUGAGCAGAGGAGGCCUGUCUGGAUUUAAACCUCUAAUCCACCAAGUGGAGCAAAGAGCCAAGGCCUUGCUGCAGCAUAUACGAGAGAAUAAAUUGAGACUUAACAGAGACCUUUGAAAUGAAUCAGUUACUGAAGGCCUGUGGAAAUCCCUUGCUUUCAAUGAUUUAAAUUGAACAAAUUAAUUCAUGUGUGUGUGUGUUUGGUUUUGAAAGUCAAGACAAUUACACAACAUGGCUAAAAUGAGUGGAGGCAGUGAGUGUUCGUGGAUUUUUGAGUCUUUUUUACCUAAUAAGGGUUGACAAUCCUUGAACUGUGAUUAACUUAUGAGAUGCUCUCAACAUCUGAGAAAAGAGAUUCCAGAUGGUCAUUUGCAAAGCAGGACUCAUGCAGGGGCUUAUUACUGUGAAGAGACCUCAGACGUGAUGUGAUAACCAGACGUGAUGCGAUAAGUCACAUGACGACAAGCAAUUUGUCUGCUGAUAUUGAAUGUGAAACUGAUGCACGACGUGAUUUCACAGCCAAAUAGAAGGUUUGUUUUGUAAUUUACAAAACCAAUAAGAAUCCAGAAGAAUUUUCUUUCUUAAGUUAAACACAAAUCUUUUUAUAUUAAAAUGCUGUCAUAUAAAUUUUUAAUAUGUUGUUAUUUCUAUUAUCAAAAUGGUGAAGCUUCAAAAAGCACAUCCAUCCAUCAUUAAUUGAAUUAAAAUUACUCCGGUGGGUUAAUAACUACCGUAUUAAGUGAAACGAUAUCUUUGUGAGAGAAAAUAAUUCAUAUUUUAAGCUAUUUAUUAAAACUGAAAUGUAUAGUAGUAUGGCAAAUAAAAUAUGGCAAAACUUCGAUAAUUUCAAAUAGCAUUGGUUCACAUGUCUCGUGACAAUUUGACACAUGCGUGUUUUGUCAUGAGACACAUAGUAGUCAUUGAGAUCUUGAGUUCUAGACGUAUCGCCAUUAGAGGUGGAGCUAGAGAUUUAUAACGGGGUGGCCAGGGGGUGGCCAAGGCUACACUGUAAAACUUUACUGUAGGUUGUUGCAGGUUUGCCACAGUUUUAACAGUUUUAAACAUUAACUUACCCAGUUCUUUCGCUUAACAAGACUAAAUAUCUUAGAUCACUUUUCUUGUUAUGUAAAUGUAUCGUAACUUAAGAAGUUUCAAAAAAAUUUACUGAGAAACAAGUCAAAAAUGGACUUGAAUGUCAUUUUUUCCAGUGGUGAUGUGCUAGUGCCAGUCUCUUCUUGCUCAUUUUGAAACUCGUAAGUCAAAUUGUUUUAAUUCUGAUUAAAGUAAAGUUUUACUCAAAUUGAAAACAGUACUAAUAGGAAAGUAAUUAAAUCUACAGCAAGUUACCGGAAAACGUGCUGUAAAACUUCACCAAAGUUUACCGUGUAGGCCUACUUUAGGAGGUACACGGACCAUGCCAGAAAACUAUAAGCUCUCUUAGAAGAACCUCAGCCGGAUUGGGGCUGGCAGAGCUCACAG
Molecule: messenger RNA, 3275 nt
Organism: Triplophysa dalaica
Lineage: Eukaryota; Metazoa; Chordata; Actinopteri; Cypriniformes; Nemacheilidae
Gene: gask1a
Product: golgi associated kinase 1A
Exons: 5
Coding region: 201-1913 (570 amino acids)
Cellular component (GO): Golgi apparatus
Source: RefSeq, a predicted model, not a curated record